Molecule: messenger RNA, 1077 nt
Organism: Mycosarcoma maydis (corn smut)
Lineage: Eukaryota; Fungi; Basidiomycota; Ustilaginomycetes; Ustilaginales
Exons: 1
Coding region: 1-1077 (358 amino acids)
Source: RefSeq, a predicted model, not a curated record
AUGCUUGCAACCGCCGAUGAUCUCUCGCUAUCUGUCUUCACAGAUGAACAGCGUCGUAGCAACAGCUAUUCACACAGGUCCCAGGGCGAUUUGCCGAAGCAGGACUCUGGUCACAAGGUCAGAGCUUCAAAACCCGUAUCCCUUUCGGAUUCAGCAGAUGAGAUUCAGGUCAUCGAGGAGCACCAGACCGCCAUACCCAUACAGCCGAUGCUGGAACGCAAAUACUCUACUCGUCAUUUGGACCUUGACAUCGGCAGCGUGCAUGCACGCAAAAACGGAUCAUCAACUCUGUUGGAGAGGCGCAAGCGAGAUGAUUUUGAUUUGCUUGGUGACCACUCGGAGAGCAGUGAUGAUGAUGAUUCUGGCAACAGCAGAGCUGCUAGGAAUCAGAAAGCUCGAGGUCGAGAACGACACACAAAGCCUCUCUUGCACCCGAAGCAGGCCGCCCCUCUGGACCGCUAUCAGCGCUACAGCGACAAUGCCGCGAAGAAGGACGCCUACGAACCGCUACGUGGUCGUCACAUGGCCCGAGGGCGUAGCACGCAAGGUCGUCAUCCCAUGACAGAUUGCUACAAUCGAGAUCUCGCAAAUCAUCACACGACCAGCAAGUUGGGUCGCACGUCCGAACAUCGCCCUUUUCGGGUUUCGCCGUCUGCCCUCCCUGAAUUUGAACACGAGGCUAUGGUCUUUGACAAUUUCGAAGAUGUCAGCCCAGUUUCGUCAACUUCAGAGAAGGACCACAAUGGCAAGGACAUGUUUGACGCCCACCUCCACUUUGUGCGUCCCGCCAUGCCAAUCUGUGCGAACCCGGGUGCAUUUGUGGCGCUGGAGUCCGUUGUUUCUCCUUCUACUGGUUGUUCAAAUGAAAGUCAGAGGGACUGCGUGGACACCAAUGGGUUUGAGGACUAUCGUGAGCGGAACCGCCUCAGUCACCACCGUGCGGUGAGCGACGUGUAUUCACCCGCAACAGCGAGAACCCUCGAAGCGAGAGCCACACGCCGUCGUGCCACGGUGGGAUCGGAAGCAGCGUCUCGUUUGCCCGCCUUUCACCGCCGUCCGUCGGAUCCUUCUACGUGA